AUGCAAAUGGAAUCAUGGCGGGAACGAGGAUUUGUCCCGGACUCGGACGAGGAGGAUGGAUUCGACUCUCUGGAUUUGAAGAAGACGAACGCUGGCAACGAUAGUCAUGACGACGAGCUCGAUUAUAUCACUGUCCCUUCCUCCACGCCGGCCAAUGCGAAGGAUGCCGUGAAGGGACCACGCCCAGAAACCGGCUCGAUUACGCUCUCAGACAUCGAGGAGACACUUCAGGGUACCGAAGAGAAAGAAAAGGGUGUUUCAUACUCCGUUGCGAGUUCAACAGCCGAGGAUGGCCAGGCGGAGAAGCAGACUACGCAGUCUUCAGACACCGUGGAUGGAGAAAGGGAUCAUUCAAGGGACGCUUUUGACGAUGAUGAGACACCUAAACCACGUACGGCUCGCAAGAAAUAUGGAAAGCGUUCAUCCUCGACCAAAUUCACGAACCUCCAUACUCCCCAGUCGCGCAAUACCCCAGAAAAGCAAGCACGCAGCAUAUGGGACUUCCCUAGUUCACCACCACAAGGAGACGAGCGUCUGUUGGAUUCCCCAAGCCUUGGUUCUGCGCCAAACCAUACCAAUCCCGAGCAAUUGGCUCGACUGCAAUCCCCCCAGAGACCACAGACCCCACGGGCCAAACCACCGCGUGAUGUAUGGAGCGUUCAGAGCUCUUCGGAUGAUGAAUUAGCCCUGGACACACGGCCUGCGCCGAAAGCACUGCAGCGGUCCAUUCUCGCCGUGGAGGUCAGAAAUAUGCCGCAGCAAAAAGACUCAGAUGACGAGUCCCCGUUGUCUUCGCCGCCAUCGAACGUCGGCUCUGAGCCCGAUGCUAACGACUCUGGCGAGAAGCAGACAGCGGCCGCAACACCUCCCCAUCAAGAUGCUGAUCCCAUGGACGGACUGUCUCCGCAAGAUGUUCACGGCGACCUUCUGGGAUCUCCCGAGUUAGCGCCUGCCCAAAGAAGGUUCAGAGAGCGCAAAUUUAACCAGCUCCAUCCGUACCUCUGGGAGGACGCUCAUUACCAAAAGCAGAUGAAAGAUGGAGGCUAUAGACCCGUGCGCGCUCCUCGGCCGCUGCAACAACCGCAACAGACAACAGAUGAAAGCCAGGAGCAGGAUUCAUAUAAUCCAAAUCAAUUCCAGUCAAGCCCCGUUCGCGAGGAGAAUCUCCCUCCUCCGCGGUCUGCACGGCACAAACUAUCUCCUCAUCGGCAAGCGCAUGUGGUCAAGCGACGCAAGAUAUCACACGUUGGCUCCGCAGACAACCCGCAUCGGUCCCAUGCUGAGCUCGAAGCUCGGGGGGCGAUUGACAGCACCACGGCGCAGAGCCGUCGCAUCAGUCUAUCUAUAUGGGAUAUUUCGCCCAGCCCUCCACGUUCAGGGGAUACGUCUCCGGCAGCAAGAACUUCACGUGCCCCCGAAGGAUUUCGCUUUCCUCUUGGAUUUUCGCCUCCGGCGGCCACGGCGUCUCCCAAGCAACAAGAACCGAGGCCACAAGAGGCAGAAGACACCAACAGAGCAGCAUCUCUUGGUCCGAAUGGCAAUGAUGUCGAAGCGCUGUCCUCAUCAAGCAGCCAGCAGGGUUCCGAUGAUGAAUCUGAGCCCGGUGACAGCGAAGAGCGUCUUGUGCACCGACUACAGCGAAAAACGCGGGGAGUUUUACCUGCCUCAUAUCACCGCAUCGAAUUGAAAAACCAAGAAAAGAAUCAGAUGCAUACAUGGCGAGAUCGUCCUGCUGCUUCGCAAAGGGCAGAUGCCAAGGGUGUUGCGCGAAAGGUGACUCGAAAACCUAGUCUUUCAGGACCGUCAAGCCCACCACGGCAGAAUGCCUUUUUCGACCUGGAAGAUUCUGAGGAUGACGAUAGUGCUGGUGUUCAAAACGCCCAUGAAAACCGCAGCAGUCCACCAAAUCAAGAUGAAUCUCAGAGAAUGGCUGAUCUGGGACUCGCAGACUCGUUCCGUCAAGAUGGCGAUGAUAUCCCCGAGGACAAUCGCAUCGACUACAUGUUUGCACCCGUCUCCCGCGGGCCCACUGGUCCUCGCAAGAAAGGAAGUUUGAAGCGACAGAAGUCAAAGGAGAUCGCAAAUCUGGACGAAAGACAACGGAAAAAAGCGCGCCUAAAGCGGCAAACCAGGCUCACCGAUGCUUCGUAUGGAGGACGCAGAGCGAAACAAUCUUCAUCUUCAAAGGUAUCUGUACCGAGGCUAGGCAUUUUGGAUGCCCCAGAUGUUGCUACACGGCCUCCUAAGGAGCAGCCUCAGUUCCUCAGGGUUGCUGCAAGAAGAGUUCGCUCCCGUCGAGAUGGAGGGAGACGAAGCCCGACUCGAAAAUUCCUCAAAUUGGGCUCAAAGGAUGACACGACAGACGCUAACGAGUCUCUGCGAGAAUGGCGGAGAGGAGCAAUACGGCAGAGCAAAAUCAGUCUACCUCAGCCUCGACCUCGCAAACGUCAGCCACUGGUGGAUCUUUCGUCCAGUGGCCCACGCGCCAUAACAAAUGUCCAAAACACUCGAAUACCAAGCCACUUUGCUGCCACAGAUCCCGACACAGUGCUACCGGAUGAUGCGCCAGAGCCACCGGAGCAAGCUCCACGCGCGGAUGGUCCAGUACCCGACGUAGCAUCCAACGAAAACAAGGGCCCUGGCCAACCGGCUCAGCCGGAGAAGCGAGGCAUUCAAUGGGUUGCUCGCAGAAAUGUUGCGAUCUCAUCUCUAAAGAGAAAUAAUGCCCGACCCGCUGCGAUCAGUCUAGCAGGGCCUGCCGUAAGUCGGCAGGUCUCUCCGGCCGAGUUCCGCCAGUCACUGUCUUUGCUCAAUCGUGACUUCCGAAGCAGACGCACGUCCCGGACAUACAGGCCUAGCUUGACCCUGGAUCGGUAUUUGUCUGAUAGUGGAUCUGCAAGUGCUGCAACCAAAACCACCCCGAAACCUGUUCCAGUCAGGAACACAGUUUCCCAGUCCCAGCCGCGCCCUGUCCGCCGUCGUGGAAGAAAGCAGACUCCCAGGCACAUCAAUCUUGACUCGGGCGAGUUUCACCAAAACCAAGAUCCCAUAACAGUGGAUUCUGAUGACUCUAACCCUCCUACUGUGCCCCACAAGGCGCACGCGCGCUCUUCUGCUUCAAGUAUAGGUGGAUUGUUCAACUGGAAGCGCUCUUAUCUAAUUGACUUCGGAAUCACGCCUUUGCGUGACGGCACAUUCUUCCAUGAGUCUACCUUCAUAGGGAGCGGGGAGUUCUCUCGCUCAUUGGAAGUUUUAAAACGGGACUUGGACCGGGAUGCCGGGUCUAUAUCCAUCGAAGCUGGUGAGCGGUCAUUUCAAUGGGGUGUCUGGAAUGAUACAGUGUCUUCAGAAUUGGGCCAUGCCUUUGACGUCAUCAUCGAGAAUGUUGAGCAAAGUGCUGUAACCUCACCAGAAAUGGGCCCUGGACCAUCUUUAACGUCAGCGUCCAUCGUUUACCGGUCACUGAUCAAGUAUGUCACGAAAGCUUUGCAAUUCAUUGAUCCUGUGGAUCGGACGGGCUUUGUCUCCCGAGCAAUUGGCCUUGUUUGCAAGCUCAAAGAUCCCCUGGUUGCCUUCGUCACCGGCAGCGAGUACAACACAAAGGGUCUUGUGAAGAUUGCAGCCUAUAAUUUGGUGUUUGCGAACCAGAUCCAUCAAGUGGCUUCCCACAGCCUCGUGAGCCCAGUUCUUGCUGGAGAAGCCCUGGAUCUCACCAAGACCUCCGCCAAGGACGUUGCUGCGUUUAUCUCUCGCGAAGCAUGUUUGGCCGAAAUUCGGCGGCUGAUCGAAGACAACAAGAAAGCGGAGUGGCGCGAAAUGGGUCUUCGUGAAGACUAUCCAUCAGCGGAAGCUUAUGUUAUCACCAAGCAGCUGUUGCACGGCUCUGAGCAUUUCAAAGGUUAUUUUGAAGAGCUCCAGUUUGAGGCCUGCGCCAGUGGCAUAACCUCUGAUCAGAAGAAUGUCAGCGAUUUGGAACUUGGAUGGCAGGGACUUUUUACUUUCUUGCCUCUCAAUGAAAUCAAUCCCCUUGGGAUUGCGCGCAGUGGAUCUCGAUUUCAAGACGGCCAUGAAAACUGGAAUCUCAUCAAACAGUUCUUGUCUCCUGUCCUGGAUUACUUUGAAACCAACUCUGCGACUCAGCCCAUCUCGUACAAUACCUACUGUCGAGCUCUCUUCCACCGAUGCCAUCGUAUCAUCAAUGCCUGGGGCUGGCGGGACUGCAAGCCUAUUCUCGACACGCUUUACGACUUCUUUGCCAAGAACACGGUGUACAACUUGAGACUUGAAGAAAGUCGCGGAUCUCCUUCCUUCCUUGACGAGCUGGAUGGCAAUCCCUCCUUGGAUGCCCAACCUGGAGAACCAUGCUUCCACACAUUGCUCAAGAUCAUCGCCAGUGGUCUGCGCUUCCUAGCCCAGCAAUACAAUGAGAGGAAGAUCCGCAAUUUCGCUUGGCGCCUGUUGCCAAACCACGGCAAAAUGUACCCGAAGGAGAAGCCCCUGCGGCAUGAAGACCUCGAUGCAUUAAGAAACCACCAUGACCUCCUUUGCACCCUGUACUGGGCUGUCCCUGACGGAUGCCGUCCCCGUGUGGAAGCAAUUCGCGAUCUAGUUCAUCCCGCCAUCUCGCAUCGCGAAACAUGCAGCAUAAGCCUUCGCUCUUGGAUGAGGCUGGUUCGAUUCAAGCUUUCCACAAACGAGGACAUAUCGGGAUUGGAUCCGUUCGCAGACUGGUACGGCUACUUUGUGAUGGAACUGCGGCAGCAACAUUCGUAUGCUCGGAAGGAGAUCGAGGCGCAGAGCAAGAAUGACAGUCGAAUCUCUCAGCAGCUCAUUGAGAGCACGAUCUCACAAAAUCAGCGCCCGUUCGAAUCAUUGCUCAGCGCGGCACUCGAUGGGAUGCAGGCGGCUGUCAAACAAGCGCCAUCGUUGGAGCAUGCUCACAGACUAGUUUCAAAGACUCCUUUCGACUCCAUAAUAGGCUUGUUCAACCCCAAGCUUGCGCGGGUGAACGUGGUUGUGUCCAAGGGUUUGCAAGUAAUGUUGGCUUAUGCACAUAAAGACGCUAGCGCUGAACCUGCUUCUGCUGCGCCUGCGUUCGCAGCCGUCGAUGAGGAUAGCCAGGAAUUCGGGGAUUGGUCUGCCAUUGAAGCUGUUUUGGGCCAGCAAGAAUCUCCAAGCGAGGAGAUCGAGUAUGUGAAGAAAGUUUUCCAUCCGAUCGUUUCUCGCCUUGUGUCAAACUGUUUCGGUGAAGACCACUGUCCCGAAGAUGCAAUUCUCCUGAACGUCGUGGACUGCUGGACAUCUAUUGCCCAAGUACUGGUUCGACAUGGGCUUCGACACUGGGACAACUACCUUAGCGAGCAUGGUGACGAGUCCUGGGAACGACUCCGGAAGACGAUUCAGACCAGAAAGUUUGCACCCCAGUUCUUAGUCGCAUGCAUCGAGAAAGACACGCAGACUUUGUCCGAUUGCCGAAUCCAAGUAAUGCGCAUGUGGAUGUCGUCGUUGGUUGAGCGCUCUUCAAUGCUGAAAUUCCAACAUCGUUUGACGGCCGUGCUCCUUAAUAAAGCUUCCUCCGAUCCUUUGCUCGUGAAUAUUCCAUUCUCCAAGGACAAAGCGGACCAUCAGUACUCGAUCUCGUUGGAAGAACUCAGCGCAAGGCGACUGUCUCUUCUAUCAAGUCUGCUGUCAAACAUGCGCGAACAUCUCCAGCACCUCGAACUUGCUGGCAGCCGGGACUUCUCAGUCACGAAACAAGAAUACUCUGAGCUGCUCCAGCUCCUGAUGGCAGCCAUGAAAAGCAACUAUCGCGAACUAGGAAACGGGGCCACCGAGUCCGCCCAAGGAGCAUAUGUCGACUUUGUGCAUCGCGUAAUCGGGUUCCUGCAGCAACACACGAGCGACAUCCGGCCUAUUGACCCCUUCUUCACCGAUCCGGCGUCGUUCCCCUUGCCGUCCAGCGACCCGCGCUACAUCGUCGCCAAGCUCAAACGCUACGAGCCGAAGCUCACGUCCAGCAAAGAGGUCCAGACCCUCACCAUCUUCAUCCAGAGCAUCUCGGAGCGCGCCGCUAUUGACGGCCAACAGGGUUAUUUGGUGGACCAGCUGCACACGUCGAUGAAAGACACCUACGAAGCCGGAGACCCCGAGAGGCCGACGUUGCGCGCCACCCUCCUGCAGUGCGUCUUCCCGGCCUACCUCGAAUCUACAUUCCGCAACCGCGCCGCCUGGAUCCUCGGCCGCCCCGUCAUCCAGACAAUCGCACUUGAAUUCAAGGACCUGAUGCUCAACCUGAACACUACGGACCCGGCCUGUGUCUCUUCACUCGUGAGGAUCUUCGGUGCCGUCUUCGAAUCCUCGUUCCGUGCCCUGCAUCCCCUCUCCACUCGUCCAAACCGACUGAAUGACCCCACAGUUUUGUCCAUGCUCGCUGCUUUCCUGGAUAUGGCUUCGUCCGCUCUAGUCGUGAUCGACUACAUCAACCGCAUCGCCGGCGCCGAGUGUCUCAUCGCUCAAGUCCAGUGGCUCCACCAGUUCACCGUUGCCAUUUCCGACCACUUACCCAGCCACAAUGUACCCACUACCGCGCAUCCAGUCACCGCUAUGAUCCAGCUUGCAGAGCCGCCGACAAGUACCGCGCCUUCGACUCAUGCCCCAUUCAUUAUCCAGGCCCGCUGCCUCGCCCUGGAAGAUCUCCAGUCUUAUCUCAGGAGAUGGUCUUUCCAUGAAGGUCGGUACUAUUUUACUCGGCCGGGCCAUGAGUCGCAGGAGAUCAGCGUUGAGCCAGAGAUAGCAUCGGUCAUAGACAGUAGAGCGAAGGCGCUCUGUGCAUUCAAGGAAGCUGCUAGUCGAUUUACAGAGCGGACGACGAAGCUACAGUUGGUUCCGCUGUGA
Messenger RNA from Penicillium alfredii, 6894 nucleotides. RefSeq lists its product as uncharacterized. The record is from RefSeq and is a predicted model, not a curated record. Lineage: Eukaryota; Fungi; Ascomycota; Eurotiomycetes; Eurotiales; Aspergillaceae. Gene Ontology annotation, biological process: replication fork processing; double-strand break repair via homologous recombination. Gene Ontology annotation, cellular component: Cul8-RING ubiquitin ligase complex; nucleus. The transcript has a single exon. The coding region runs from base 1 to 6894 and encodes 2297 amino acids.